AUGGACGUCUCGUUCUUAACUAAAAUUGUUCAAAUAAAUGGAACUCAGUUCAAGAUACUACUUCAGAAUGGACAAGGUGCGUGUGCGCUGAUUGCAUUGGCUAACGUUUUAUUGAUCUCACCCGUCCAUGCUCGCUAUGCUCUGGGGCUCUCCAAUCUGGUGAGAAGCAAAGAAACGGUUACGCUUAAUGAGCUUGUGCAAACUCUAGCCGAUAUCGGUGUUCAAAAUCCCAACGGCUCCAAUGUUGAUAGAGAACAGUUAUUACAGAUUCUUCCCCAGCUAUAUAGCGGGCUGAACAUUAACCCGGAAUUCAAUGGGUCUUUCGAAGAUGGAAUGGAAAUGUCAAUUUUCAGACUGUAUAACGUCGGUAUCGUCCAUGGCUGGAUAAUAGAUGGAGACAAUGAUCCUAGCGCUUACGAACAUGUCUCCAAAUAUUCCUAUAUGGGUGCCCAAAAGGCCUUAGUGCAGUCAUAUGAGAUUCAGAAAAACAAUGCUCAAUUUGAAAACGCUGAACAAAUCCAAUCAGACUCAACUUACUUGAAAUCCUUUUUGGCGAGGUCUGCCACUCAAUUGACUGAUUAUGGGUUGAAUCAUCUAAAAGAAAUUUUAGUAGAAAGGUCCUAUGCCGUGCUGUUCAGAAAUGAUCAUUUUUGCACACUGUAUAAGAAUAAUAGCGAACUAUUUACUUUAGUUACCGACCCGACUUACAGAAACCGCAGGGACAUAACUUGGCAAUCGCUGAAGUCUGUUAACGGAUCUCAAGAUGCAUUUUAUACGGGCAACUUUAUUCCUACAAGUCUGGAAAGAACUAAUACAACAACUACAGGACAGAAUGAAUCCUACAUCUCCAACCCCUUUAGUGAUCAGCACGCAGGUAGAGCAGCCAGUGAUCAAGCUAAUAGCGGGGCAAGUGGGGUGCAACAGAUCGAAGAUGAUGAGGAGUUGGCUAGGAGGUUACAAGAGCAGGAAGACAUGCGGGCGGCAAACAAUAUGCAGAAUGGUUAUGCAAAUCGUAGUGGGAACAAUCCAAGAGAAAGAUUUGAAAGACCCGAGAAGCCUUCAAAGAAAAGCAAGUUCCUCUCCCACAACGGAAAUAAAGAUGGUAAAGACAGGAAAAGAGACAAGUUGAAGAAAAGCUGUGUCAUCAUGUGA
Saccharomyces eubayanus is the source of this 1152-nucleotide messenger RNA. It is a transcript of the gene MIY3, whose product is annotated as Miy3p. The coding region runs from base 1 to 1152 and encodes 383 amino acids. The record is from RefSeq and is a predicted model, not a curated record. Gene Ontology annotation, biological process: protein K48-linked deubiquitination. Gene Ontology annotation, molecular function: cysteine-type deubiquitinase activity; cysteine-type carboxypeptidase activity; K48-linked deubiquitinase activity. Lineage: Eukaryota; Fungi; Ascomycota; Saccharomycetes; Saccharomycetales; Saccharomycetaceae. Gene Ontology annotation, cellular component: cytosol; cell periphery. The transcript has a single exon.